This is a messenger RNA of Glycine soja, 1161 nucleotides long. Its product is annotated as tetraspanin-6-like. The transcript has 3 exons. Lineage: Eukaryota; Viridiplantae; Streptophyta; Magnoliopsida; Fabales; Fabaceae. The coding region runs from base 114 to 965 and encodes 283 amino acids. Gene Ontology annotation, biological process: auxin-activated signaling pathway. The record is from RefSeq and is a predicted model, not a curated record. Gene Ontology annotation, cellular component: plasma membrane; plasmodesma.
UUUUUGUAGUGACAUAAACAAAUCAAAGCAAUGCUUCCAUUGUCCUUUUAUAAUAAGAAAAAUCACAAACAAUAGGGAGAUCGAGAGAGAAAUUGAGAAAGAGGGUGUGAGAUAUGCAACGUUUCAGCAACACAGUGAUCGGAUUCUUGAACUUUUUCACGCUCUUGGCAUCAAUACCCAUCAUUGGUGCGGGUCUAUGGAUGGCAAGGAGCACCCUAACAUGUGAAAAUUUCUUCCAAACCCCACUUUUGGUCAUAGGCUUUGUUGUGCUUGUGAUUUCGCUAACGGGUUUAAUAGGGGCAUGCUUUCAUGUGGCAUGGGCAUUGUGGGUGUACUUGGUGAUCAUGGUGUUCAUUAUAGCUACCCUCUUAGGGUUUACCAUAUUUGGCUUUGUUGUGACUGAACAGGGUGGGGGAGUGGAAGUGCCUGGUAGGGCUUACAAGGAGUAUCGUCUCGAGCGUUAUUCGCCAUGGCUGAGGAAUAGGAUUCAGGAUCCUCAGUAUUGGAGCACCAUAAGAAGCUGCAUUUUGGGGUCUAACACUUGUGCAAAGCUUGCCUUUUGGACCCCUCUUGAUUACGUGCAGAGGGACAUGUCUCCCAUUCAGUCAGGAUGUUGUAAGCCACCAACAGCGUGCAUGUACAACGAGGAAACAGUGGUAGUGACCCCAGACUCGGAUUGCUACCGUUGGAAUAACGCCCCAACUCUGCUUUGCUACGACUGCAACUCUUGCAAGGCUGGUGUGCUCGAAAACAUUAGAAGGGACUGGCACAACAUCUCUGUUCUUAACGUUGUCGUGCUUGUGUUCCUCAUAGGCAUAUAUUCCAUUGCCUGUUGCGCUUUCAGGAACGCAAGAAGAGCUCAAACUGAUUACCCUCAUGGCGAAAACCGCAUGACCAAAGUUAAACCUAGAUGGGAUUAUUAUUGUUGGAGAUGGUGGUAUAACAAGAAGGAGGAGCUUUUUUGAGCUCAUGCACCCAUUACUGUGUGUUCUUGGGUAAUCAAAAGAGGGGACAAUUUACUGGUUUCUCGGUGAACGAUCAUAGAAGCUUUUUUUACCGUUAUCUUGCUUUUGUACAAAUCGUUUAGCUUUAUCUCAAAAGAUCAUACAAGAUCUGUGCUUUCCCACUUUAUUUUAAUUUACAGAUUUUUUUUUUCUUUUA